This is a messenger RNA of Perkinsus marinus ATCC 50983, 691 nucleotides long. Its product is annotated as ATP-dependent RNA helicase, putative. Gene Ontology annotation, molecular function: RNA binding. Gene Ontology annotation, cellular component: intracellular anatomical structure. The record is from RefSeq and is a predicted model, not a curated record. The annotation marks the transcript as partial. Lineage: Eukaryota; Perkinsozoa; Perkinsida; Perkinsidae. The transcript has a single exon.
AUGUGGAUAAUCGAUGACUGGACCGACAAGAUGGAGGCAAUGUACCACCCUGAGGAGGAGGAGAACGAGAAACGGUAUUGUGCGGUGCUCAUUUUCUUGCCGGGUAUGGGCUCUAUCUCGAAACUCAUGAGGUAUCUUUUAAAAUCUUCGCCGUGCGCUGAGACCUUCAGACAACACUACUUGUUCAUACCCUUCCAUAGGGUCACUGCAGGGCAGCAUGCAAGUCGGCUUUUCAAGCGGCUGGAGAGUGUUGAUGGCCCUAGGAUAAAGUGCGUGCUGGCGACUAAUGUUGCCGAAACAAGUUUGACCAUCCCCGACUUGAGAUACGUUAUAGACUGCUGUCGGCAGAAGGUGAAGAAGAGCAAGAACUACUUGGAAGUGUGGUGGGCUGGCAAAUUCAACUGUCUUCAGCGUAGGGGCCGCACUGGACGUACGUGUAGCGGUACUUGCUUCCACUUGAUUCCAGAGAAGAUGUUCCAUUUUGGUCUACCAGAGCAGCUCGAGCCGAAUAUAGCACGAGAGCCUCUGGAGGGUAUUCUGCUGCAGUCACUCUGCCUCUCGAAUGGUCGCCUUAUCAGAGGUCUCGAUGAGCUCCUCACUUUCUAUAAGAACCUCCCACACGACCCUGAGACCCGUCGUGUGGUCCUGUCAGCGUCAAUGCUGAGAGAAGCCGGGGCUCUCGAUAAGGCGG